GCUCCGCUGCGUGUGAUGCUCUGGUUGCCGCAGAGACGCCCCGCCCCCGCGCGGCGCUGCGGAACCGAACCUCCGGGCGGCGUCGGCAGCGGCGCUGGAGGCUGCGAGGCCAAGGCGGCAGAAGCCGGCGCGGCGACCGCAGCGAGAGCGGCGCGGACGGAGCGGACCACGACGAAGGCGCACAGGCAGCCGGGCCGGGCCGGGCCACUGGGAGAGCGGCCGCCGGGAAGCAGGCGGGAAGCCGGGCAGGCAGCGGGCAGCCGCCGAGCCGCGAAACGACAUGGUGCUGCUCAAGGAGUAUAUCAAGUAGGGCAGCUGUAUUCUGUGGCUGAGGCCAGCAAAAAUGAAACGGGUGGUGGUGAAGGUGUGGAGGUGCUGGUGAACGAGCCCUAUGAGAAGGACGGCGAGAAAGGCCAGUACACACACAAGAUCUACCACUUGCAGAGCAAAGUGCCCACGUUUGUUCGAAUGCUGGCCCCAGAGGGAGCCCUGAAUAUACAUGAAAAAGCAUGGAAUGCCUACCCUUAUUGCAGAACUGUUAUUACAAAUGAGUACAUGAAAGAGGACUUUCUGAUUAAAAUUGAAACCUGGCACAAACCAGAUCUUGGCACCCAGGAGAAUGUGCAUAAACUGGAGCCUGAGGCAUGGAAACAUGUGGAAGCCAUAUAUAUAGACAUUGCAGAUCGAAGCCAAGUACUUAGCAAGGAUUACAAGGCAGAGGAAGACCCAGCAAAAUUUAAAUCUAUCAAAACAGGCAGAGGACCCUUGGGCCCCAAUUGGAAGCAAGAACUUGUAAAUCAGAAAGACUGCCCAUACAUGUGUGCAUACAAACUGGUUACUGUCAAGUUCAAGUGGUGGGGCCUGCAGAACAAAGUGGAAAACUUUAUACACAAGCAAGAGAGGCGUCUGUUUACAAACUUCCACAGGCAGCUGUUCUGCUGGCUUGAUAAAUGGGUUGACCUGACUAUGGAUGAUAUUCGAAGGAUGGAAGAAGAGACAAAGAGACAGCUGGAUGAGAUGAGACAGAAGGACCCAGUGAAAGGAAUGACAGCGGAUGACUAGAGCCACCACCACGCCCCUUCUGCACUUUUUGCAAGACAGUGGUCAACAGGAAAGCCCAGCAGCUCCACCCUCCUGAGUGACAGGCCAUCUUCGGACUCAGCCUUUCUGUGCCCAUUCUUCAGGCAACUUUUGACCCCUUACUGUAGCUAAUUCUAGUUGUCCUUUAAUAUUGUGAACAAAUAGACCGUCUGGUAUUAUGAAGCCUGCGUGUGCAGGAAUCUGCUCCUCUGAGAUGUGUGGCGUGUAGGUUGCUGUGUUUACAGCUCCUCCCUCUCCAACCAUUGUGUUCUCAACUCAUUUCUCUGUGCCCCCCCAUUUUAUUUCCAAGUGACAUUUUUAGUCUUUCAAAAUAGCUGCCUUUUGUGAUGUGGUGAUUUAAAUGAUUUAAGUUGGUUUGUUUUCAUCCUUGGGAUAAACAGAGGCAUUUUGCUACCUGGGCAGAUAUUUGCAACUUUGAGUGCUCACGUGGGGAGAGGGAAUGAGUUAGAAAUAGUUUUUUUCACCAGUUCCACAGGAAUAGCAUUGUGGCUUCCUAACUCUGGCCUCUGCUCCUGGUAACCCACUGUUAGAGUGCUCUAGACACCAAGGAAGUACCCAAGGCCAGCCAGUCUCUGUUUUGAAAAUUUAACUAAUACAUAUAACCCUUGCCUCAGGCAUUGCAUCUCUGGUCACUAGUCUUAGGAACACCUACGGCUUCUCAACUCUUCUGUUGCCCACCCUGUCUGAACUUCUGUAGAGCCCUUAAUAUACCCGAAUCAACACUCCACCUGGAGGGACCUGUCCAGUGUGGCCCAUAGAAUUGAGUCUGCCCCACAUAUACUAAUUAGUCUGCCUCCUGAUGAGCUCUAUAUGUCCUCGCUCCUCUUCCCUUUUGGGCUGGUGCUGCCACACAGCAAUAAUCCUCUUUUCUCUGUGCUUUCAUAGAUUCCUGUCCUCUGUCUUUGAGGCUGGUCAGGACACAAGAGUCCUGAUCUUUUCAUGCUGCACAAAAUGAGCAUGCAAAAAGCUUUUUCCCCACCAGAACAUGUUCCCUCUUGUCUCCAGUUGCUGGAAAGGAAUUUGGGGCUGGAGAACUCAGCUCGUCCUGCCCCCUGCUGAGUUCUGUCCUGGACAAUCAAAAGCAAGUAGUGAUCACAGUACCAAGUCUACCAAAGGAAGCAGUUGAGGAAGUCCAGGCUCCAGGGGCACAGAAGCUGCCGAAGGCUUCAGUUCUCCGUGACCUGGUAGAAACUGAUUAUGCCUUGGGAGAAGAUGAGAUAGCAGCGGUGUCACCUGGCAUUUCCCAAACCUUGAGAAGCCUGUUGGCAGAAUGUGCAGUGAUCCAAGUCCAUGCUGGCCGGGGUGCAGCUGCUGCUGAGAGACCGAACUCUCUGCUAGGGGAGUGAGAGAAGGAUGGGAAGAUUUAUUCUUGUUUUUGUUGGUUUAUUUUGCCUUACUCAUUUCAAAGUGCAAUAAGGGAGUGUCUCACAGGAGUGUUACCUGUGACAUCCUGAUGGAUGCUUCCCUGGGGCCCUCCUGGGGCAAGGGUAGACAGACUCAGACCCCUCAGCAUGGUUAGCUCUCACCUUUAUGGAGGCCUCCUUGGGACCAGGAGGGGGCCUAUUACACUUUUCUUUUGUCUCCUUACCUUGUGGGGUCUAGGUUAAUGGAUCUGAGGCAGUUCAGUUGGUUAUUAGUAUCCCAACUGUUGGUAGCAUUUAUUUGAUUGGGAAAGUUGAAGGGAUAUUCCUACUGGAGAAAGAAUGUAAAUGUUUUCCUAUACACUCUGUAUUAGCUAUAAUUAUAUUUGUGCUUAAAGCUUUCCCUUUUUCACUCAUUAACUAAGUUAAGUCCAGAUGUGGGUUAUCCUGGGAGAAGCAAACAUAUUCAAAGCAGGCAGUUUAUGUGGUUUGAGAGUCAGCAGAUUAAAUCAGUCUCCUUCCUUCAGAUCUUUUCUGCGAUCCAAGCAUAUCACUCCAGCUGUAGUGGGGGCUCAUCUUUAUCUGCCUUUUCUCUGGCUCCUCCCACCUCCAUCUGCUGCCCAGUUUGAAAGCAUCCACAUGAGCUGAGCUAGAAUUUCCUGAGGUCAGCUGGAUCUGGGACUCCAGCCCACAUAAACCUAAGGAGAACUGUCCCUGGUUUAUUCCAUCCCCACGGAUAGUGUUGCUGCUGGGCAACGGUGGUGGCUUCUUUUAAGUACCCCCUUCCCUCUUCACCCACCCCAGAACUGACUAGCACUCUGAGGGGCUUAUGAUGAAAGGCUCAGCCUCAUGGGUAGUCCCUGAGGAUGUGCCAUGCCCUUCACACCAGCUGUUUCCAGGAUCCCAGUCCCAGCUGGAAGCAGCGGUGCCUCUGUAGGGAGGCUGCUGGGCUCUGGCCUUCUCUGGAGAGGUCAGGGACAGGGUCAGUAUUGUGGGCAUGUGUUUAUCUUCCCAAGUUCUGUGACAGUCUCUACUGGGACUCCUUGACUUAUUUUGGUUGGUUCCUAGUGCUACUUCUUUUACACAUACACUUUGUAGAACUGAUUAGAUUACCUUGUUUAUUUAAUGUGAGUUUGUGCCUUUUUGUCUCAAUCUUCCAAACAGGUAUAUUGGGAAAAAAAAGCAAUCAAAUAAAAUACUAGACAGAG
Molecule: messenger RNA, 3670 nt
Organism: Manis javanica (Malayan pangolin)
Lineage: Eukaryota; Metazoa; Chordata; Mammalia; Pholidota; Manidae
Source: RefSeq, a predicted model, not a curated record